This is a messenger RNA of Oncorhynchus keta (chum salmon), 2702 nucleotides long. Its product is annotated as ERBB receptor feedback inhibitor 1-like. Bases 399 to 1736 code for a protein of 445 amino acids. The record is from RefSeq and is a predicted model, not a curated record. Gene Ontology annotation, cellular component: extrinsic component of cytoplasmic side of plasma membrane. NCBI's taxonomy places the organism in Eukaryota, Metazoa, Chordata, Actinopteri, Salmoniformes, Salmonidae. The transcript has 4 exons. Gene Ontology annotation, biological process: regulation of keratinocyte differentiation; negative regulation of epidermal growth factor receptor signaling pathway.
GUAUUGGAGAGAUAUCAAAGAGAGAGGGUUGAUACAAGUAGCUGGAAAUAAGAACUGGUCACUUUAAGAGCAAGGCGCGGGUGGAGCAAAUGUUCAAGCGUUGACCCAUGCUUAUAAAAAGAUAGAGAAACCGCGUUGCUGUGAGCGAAUUAAUUCCCUGAGCGAAUGUUGUCGGAAAAGAUAUAGCACGUGCAAGUUUUGUUGUCGUCAGCAGUCGGCCAAUAACUGGAUAGACCUGCUAGAAAUCGAAGGAGCGACUAUACCUCCACUACACAACAGCCUACUUUGAUGGUAUGCCAGCACCUAACAAUGAGACAGGAUGACUACUACUGGUUGGCUGGACUGCAGUAAGCAGAUGGACAGUGUCUCUGUGAGGACUGGGUGCUCAAUGGAUCUACAUGUACAUGUCCGUUAGGAGCAGCCUGCCUUCCCCCAGUCUCUGUCACAGCAUGGCCCGAAACAAGGCUUACUGGGGACAGCCACAUGGCACAAACAGCCUGUGCUUUAGCCUGGAUGCUGAUGACGCGAUGGAACACAACUUGAGAGAGCAUCACCAACACCACACAGUGUCCCAGGGCUUUGACAACAAGAUGCCCCAGCCCUACCAUCUACUGUACUCUAGCAGCCAUCCCUUGACCUCUCACUCAACCAGACCCCGCCCUCCUGAGGGGGACCAGGUGGUCCCCUCCUUCCAGAGACUAUCAGUUUAUGAGCAGAGUCCGUCCUGCGGCCCCAAGCCCCUGCCCCCUCUCCCUGACCCAGAGGAUAACUCCUCAGAUGAGGCUGCGGACAGCGAGGUGGAAUUCUUCAUCGACGACAGGCAGCACCUACUUCCUCAGCGCUGCUCAUCGAAUGCCCUGGCCCUCCACUAUGGAGCCACCGGACGACGAAGCUUCAGGGGCUGUGGCCAGGUCAACUAUGCCUACCUUGAGGGGCCCCCCGGGGCUAGCGGCUUGGCUAAUGGUGGAGCCCAAAGUGGAACCCAGGAGCAGCAGGCCCAGUUUGGGGGACAGAGAGGGCCAGGGGCCGUGGUGGUAGCAGCGAGGGACAUUUCUAGCAAGCAACCCGAUCGGCCCCAAUGGUCCAAGUUGCGGCGCUCCCACUCGGGCCCUGCAAGCUCCUUCAAGCCCUCCGGCCUGCGCCAGUCGUGUCACCUUCACCACCACCACCAUGGCAGCUACAGGGGCAACCCCCAGCUGGACAAGCCUGAAGUUCCUCCCCGCAUCCCCAUCCCCCCACGCCCCUCCAAGACUGCCAACUGCCACCGUUGGUCUGUCACCGAGGACCAAGAUAAGGACAAGCCUCCCAAAGUCCCUCCAAGGAAACCGAUAGCGCCCCCUUGUGGCUCCUGUUGCACCCCUAGUCCCAAGAGCCUCCCUAUAUACGUGAAUGGGGUGAUGCCGCCUACGCAGAGUUUCGCCCCCAACCCCAAAUAUGUCAGCAAGGGCCUCCAGAGGCCACAACAGCAGCAUAGGGAGGGGUCCACUGGGCCCUUGGUGGGCCCACGCUCCCCCUGUAUCGUGCCUAUCAUGGAGGAUGGGAGGAAAGCCAGUGCCACGCACUAUUUCCUCCUUCCCCGACGGCCAUCCUACAUGGACAGGUUAGAAAUGUUCUUGAGGGAGAAGGAGGCAGACAGUGUCCAGCAACACUCCCAGCUCAGAGUGGGGUUGCCAGAACAGGCAGAAACCUCCUGUCAUCAUAUAGAGCUUCAACAUUGCGGAAAGCUUGAAGACUGACCCCCCACACACUAAUGUCCAUCUUUAAUUAUAGUGGAAAUAAGGUGCCAUUUCGGGACGAACCCUUCGUCAUUCAGUCUAGGGUGCUACCACUAAAACUUUUGCCACCUCACUUGAUGCAACAAACAGAAUUUUCGCAAAGAUAAACCAUAGAUGCCUGGAGGCUUCAAGUGUCAGAUCUGUACUGUCACUGUAUUCAAACAGAAAGCAGUGUGAUGGAUUGGUAUAAGGUGUUUUUUGUUGUGCUCUGUGAGUAGUGUUUUGUUAAAUGGUAUGGGUUAACUGAAACAUUUGUUGCAAGUGAAACAUUUGUUGUACGUUAUUUUGCCGUUGAAAGACCAAUCUGUUGAGGGAUUCAUUUGAAGGUAUCGGUUUACUAGACAUGUUUAGUUUUAAACUAAUCGAUCUAGGUCUAGUUGGUCUCAACUGUUCAUGGUUAUGUAUCAACUAAUGUAAAAUGUUCUACUCAAUGUGGGGAAAGGUCUAUUUAUAAUAUUCCGAGUCUAGGGAGUAUAUACCCACUAAUUAGCUGUUCACAAAAAAGAUGUAUAGAAAUCAUCCCUUUUCAUCCGGAGUCGUAUUAACUAGUCACCAAAUGGAAGAAACCCGACUGAAACAGGGAGGGACUACCUGAACUUGUCCAAUAAGAAACAUUCAUUUUCAUUUUCUGUUGGUAAACGCUUUGCUAGUGUGUGCACUGAUGAAUAUGACCCAGUAUGACCAGAGUUGGACGUCACAAAGAUUUCCCCCCUAGUAGGCAUCCUAUUGGAUUACCUGACACAGCCUUGACUCAGAAAUGUUAUAUUUGUAUUCAUUUAGCAGAUGCUCUUAUCCAGGGCAACUUAAAGAUACAUCUUAAGAUAGCUAUGUGGGACAACCACUUAUCCCAGUAAGUCAAUGUUUCCUAAAACAAAGUAAGAGAUAGUAAGAGGGGAAAAGGUGAAGUGAAGGUGUUAGUUCACAAAA